Molecule: messenger RNA, 1812 nt
Organism: Diospyros lotus (date-plum)
Lineage: Eukaryota; Viridiplantae; Streptophyta; Magnoliopsida; Ericales; Ebenaceae
Product: quinolinate phosphoribosyltransferase [decarboxylating] 1a
Exons: 12
Coding region: 341-1402 (353 amino acids)
Biological process (GO): quinolinate catabolic process; NAD+ biosynthetic process
Cellular component (GO): cytoplasm
Molecular function (GO): nicotinate-nucleotide diphosphorylase (carboxylating) activity
Source: RefSeq, a predicted model, not a curated record
CUCAAUCCCCUAAUCAUAGAAAGACGAAACUAACUGAGAAGUGUGGAGUUCGUGAUCUAAACUAACUGAUGAGCGUCUCUUCUUCCACCGACCCACACAAAAGUAAUUAAAAAAAAAAGAAAGAAAGGAAGAGAAAGAUCAAACGAUCAAGACAGCCUGAUAAGUAGAGUAACGCGGCAACGCACGGCUGUGUUGGGCUGCGGAUCGCUAUUUCUUCCCAGCCGCUGUGGGUUUACAUUGCUCCAGUGAGAGUUUGUACUGAAGAAGAAGCCUGGUGAAAGGAAAAAACAAAAAAGGAAUGCAUUGCACUCUAUAAAAGAGCUUCAGAGGGAAACGAGCAAUGUUUGGGGUCCUUUCAGCCUCUGCAUUUGUUUCAUCACAUUUAUCUACAGCGUCAAGAUUGGUUGUUAAAAUGUCAGCUGCUGGAACCACCAAACCUCAAAUAUCACUUGACCAUAUAGCUGUGAAGCCUCCUUCUCACCCUACUUAUGAUUUGAAGGGCAUAAUCAAGCUUGCCCUUACUGAAGAUGCUGGAGAUCGAGGGGAUGUGACCUGUAUGGCUACUAUUCCAGCUGAAAUGGAAGUGGAAGCCCAUUUCUUGGCGAAGGAGGAUGGGGUUAUUGCUGGUAUUGCACUGGCAGAGAUGGUAUUCAGUGAGGUUGAUCCUCUGUUAAAGGUAGAGUGGUCAAGAAAAGAUGGCGAUUGUGUUCAGAAAGGACUGCAGUUCGGAAAAGUGCAUGGGCGGGCGCACAACAUUGUUGUAGCUGAGAGAGUUGUUCUUAAUUUUAUGCAAAGGAUGAGUGGAAUAGCUACUCUAACUAAGGCAAUGGCUGACGCUGCAUGCCCUGCAUACAUUUUGGAAACAAGGAAAACAGCUCCAGGUUUACGUGUGGUGGAUAAGUGGGCGGUGUUAAUAGGUGGAGGGCAGAAUCAUAGGAUGGGUUUAUUCGAUAUGGUGAUGAUAAAGGAUAAUCAUAUUUCAACUGCCGGAGGUGUCAAAAAUGCUCUCAGAUCUGUGGACCUGUACUUAGAGGAAAAUAAUCUUUGUAUGCCGGUUGAGGUUGAAACCAGGACGCUUGAGGAAGUACAUGAAGUAUUACAAUAUGCAUCUCAAAAUAAAACGUACCUGACUAGGAUAAUGCUGGAUAAUAUGACUGUUCCACAACCAAAUGGAGAUGUUGACGUGUCAAUGCUUAAAGAUGCCGUGGACCUGAUUAAUGGAAGAUUUGACACUGAGGCAUCUGGAAAUGUUACCCUCGAAACAGUGCAUAAAAUUGGACAAACUGGGGUCACCUACAUCUCAAGCGGUGCACUGACACAUUCUGUAAGGGCACUCGACAUUUCCCUGAAAAUCGAUACAGAGCUCGCGCUUGAGGUGGGAAGGCGCACGAAACGGGCUUGAUCACCAUCUAUUUCAUGCUUUUCCUCUGUAGGAACGGGUGAAACUAAAACACAAACACUCAGACUAAUUCCAAAUCAUAAGUUCUUUGGACUGCUGAAUCCAUGGCCGGAGCGGCGACGACACGGCAAGCUGAAGAAUAUCAAGGGCCAGAAGCUCGGGCAAGCAUGCUUUUUAAGUAUGGUUUUGUAUUUUUGUUGUUUCAUGUCAUCUUGGAAAGGCAUAGCUUUUUUUCCAUAUACAAUAGAAAAAAGCUAGUUACAAUGAACCAGCUUGUUCUGAACAAAGUUGCAAUGUUCCCUAGUUUUAGUAGAGCCUUGUUUGGGACUAGGCCCGCCCGUAUGGUCUUCAUAAUUUUUAGAUACACAGAGGGAUUCUAUCUUAUCUUGUGAUGAAAGAUUAAAGAUUUGACU